Desarmillaria tabescens is the source of this 2905-nucleotide messenger RNA. Its product is annotated as fungal-specific transcription factor domain-containing protein. The record is from RefSeq and is a predicted model, not a curated record. Gene Ontology annotation, molecular function: zinc ion binding; DNA binding; DNA-binding transcription factor activity, RNA polymerase II-specific. Lineage: Eukaryota; Fungi; Basidiomycota; Agaricomycetes; Agaricales; Physalacriaceae. Gene Ontology annotation, biological process: DNA-templated transcription; regulation of DNA-templated transcription. Bases 301 to 2730 code for a protein of 809 amino acids. The transcript is spliced from 16 exons.
CGAAAAAAUAUUUAUUUUUUGCUUAGGGGAAUCCGACCCGGCCCGAAAUUCCCUUUACUUGCACGUGUCGUCAUUGGCCUUUUGCGGCAAACGAUGACGACCACCGGCACAGCACCGCUCUUUCUGCAUUUCCUUCACUUACCCCAUGUCAGGAAACGAGGACGACUACAUCUACAAGAAGAGGACGAUUGCAUAGAGCGUGCGAUUUUUGUCGACGCAAGAAAAUACGCUGUAUGGCUACCAAUAAUCUUGCCUCGAUGCCUCGAUUUAUAAUGUGAAUUAUCAGGCGAUGGUGUGAAAAUGGAUGGAAGUGAGCGGUGCUCCAACUGUAAAUUGUACGAUGCAGAAUGCACGUACCUUGAAGCAGCACAAAAACGCACGGUAUCGAAGGGGAAUGUCGAACCUUUGGAUAAAAGGGUCCAAAGACUGGAUAGUAAUGCAAUGAGCAGUUUUGUUCUAGAAGGAGAAAAUUCCCGGCGAGCUUCAUCCCGUUUCGAUGAGCCUCCCUCUACCUCCGUGCCUCCGUCACACGACACAACGUCACCUCUCAUGCCUUUGAAAGAACUGGCUGCCACAGGGUGCUCUUCAAAUUUACCUAUUAGCGAUAUAUCAAGUAUAAAGCAGGAAGAGCCGGAAGAUUAUCUAACGCUCUCGGAUGACUUUCAACGGCUUGAAGUGCGAGAUGACUCGAUGUACCGAUUCUUUGGUAAAUCCAGCAGCGUUCAACUUAUUCAGACAGUCAUGGAUGUCAAACACGGAUAUGCAAGCACUGAAGAUUCAUGGCUUCCGCCCAGUCUUUUUGAUGCAAUGCGCCCGGAGUUUAGGACGAAACGAUCUUGGGAAUGGGUUAACACAGAGCCGUCCUAUGUGUGCACAUACACGUUUCCAUCAGAUGAUCUCCUAGCGGAUUUGAUUGAUAUGUUUUUAACGAAGAACGACGUAAUAUUCCCAUGCCUUCAUGGGCCUACGUUUCGACGAUGCGUCAAAGAUAAACUCCAUCUCAGAGACGAGAUGUUUGGCGCAGUUGUACUGUUGGUGUGCGCUAACGCUUCACGGCAAUCUGAUGACCCUCGAGUACUGCUUGACGGAGAGGAUUCCAAGCAAUCAAGUGGUUGGAAAUGGUUCAAUCAAGUCCAAAACACAAGGCGGUCACUGCUCGUACCGCCAACGAUACAUGACCUACAGUUUUAUUGUCUGUUCGGAGCAUUUAUUUUUGGCAUGUCUUCGCCACAGGCAAGCUGGACAGUAAUCGGAAUAGGACUACGGCUGGCUCAAGAUAUUGGAGCGCACAGGAAGCGGAACGGUCCGCCCACUGUGGAGAGCGAGAUGUUGAAAAAGGUGUUCUGGUGUCUAGUGGCAAUGGAUCGAGAUGCUAGUUGUGCAUUGGGUCGACCGAGCGGGAUAAAUGAUGAGGACAUCGAUGUCGGCUAUCUCAUCGAAUGUGACGAUGAAUAUUGGGAAAAUCCAGAUCCCGAGAAAGCAUUCAAGCAACCCCCUGGGAGACCAUCCAAGAUAGCUUAUUUCAAUACAGCUUUGAGAUUGAACCAGUUGCUUGGAUUCUGUCUGCGCACUAUAUAUUGCCCGAACAAAUCAAAGGUCCUUUUAGGUUUCGUCGGCAAAGAGUGGGAGCAGCAUAUUGUUUCCGAACUUGAUUCUGCAUUGAAUAAAUGGGUGGACUCCGUACCUGAGCAUCUCCGGUGGGACCCUCAUCGUGAAGACGAACUGUUCUUCAAUCAAUCUGUAUGCUUGUACACAUCGUAUUAUCACCUUCAAAUCCUUGUGCACCGUCCCUUCAUACCAUCUCCACGAAACUCGAGUCCAUUGCAAUACCCAUCGCUUGCGAUAUGUACGAACGCCGCUCGUUCAUUGUGUCACCUCUUAGAUGUACAACGACGAAGAGGUGGAUCUUGGGCGCAGCAUGCAUGUAUUCUCGACGCUUUUGCUGCUGGGAUCGUUCUGUUACUGAACAUCUGGGGAGGGAAAAAGUCGGGUCUUGCUCUCAACCCCAAGAAAGAAAUGCAAGAUGUCUUCAAGUGUAUGCAAGUGAUGAAGGAUAUGGAAUCGACUUACCAUUUAGCGGGACGAUUAUGGGAUUUCAUGUAUCAGCUGGCCAAUGCUAGUGACUUACCGCUACCUGAACAGAAUUCUCCACCAGCCCAAAAACGAAGCCGCGAUCAUGAUACAACAGGCAUAGCUUCUGACACUGAUUCGAGUCGGUCUCGAACCAACUCAUCCACUGAGGAAAUGUCUCCAUUCGCGCCUGAGAGUACCGAUUUCGUCGACUUCGGUGCGGGGGGCGUUCCUCAGCAAUCCCCCAGCCAGCCGCAUACCAACGGCGCAGCAUCGAACCCGGUAGCUGGGCCAUCUCAUACUCCUUAUACCUCCCAGGACCAUCUAUUUGGCUUACCGAUGCAUAGUGCUGAUUUGGGGAAGAUGCCCCUCCAUGGGUUGGUAAACUUCUCCGACGAGAUUCGGGAUCCAACCCAACAAUGGGCUGCGUCUGCUUCAGCAUAUAAUGCUGGCACGUCAUAUAACAUGAAUGUGCCAUCAAGUGUUCCGCAGGAUUUCACUUUUCCGGCGAAUAGCCCUGGGGAUCCUCUGUCAUCGUCGGCUACGUUCAAUCCGGAGCAGCUUGACGAUGAAGCCAUGGCCGUGUGGUCUAAUGCUCCGAACGGGUUUGAGUUGUAUGACUGGAUGGCGUAUCUUGAUGGAGUUUCUCAUGGAGGGUGACGUUUUAAAUUUGAAUAUUGAAAGCCCCAUCUUGGUUAAAAUCUAAAUCACAAAUAAUUCUGUAUAAUAACCAGUAUUUCAGAUAGAACUUGCUCCAAUGUCGUCGGUGACGUGGGAACUAAAUGUGAUAUAUAUAGGAAUUCAUGGUCAUGUGAUAGUCGCGUGUGUGUCGCGU